Messenger RNA from Acanthocheilonema viteae, 2121 nucleotides. The record is from the annotation of a GenBank genome assembly. NCBI's taxonomy places the organism in Eukaryota, Metazoa, Nematoda, Chromadorea, Rhabditida, Onchocercidae.
AUGUCAUUAUUUUGUUCAACUUCAAUCAUUCUGGAGAAGACGAAAGAACUUGGUGCAGGAACAGGAGUGUGCAGUAUUGUAUUAGCAGCGUUGGGUGCAGAUGUCGUUGCAACUGAUUUAUCGGAAGGAAUCAAAUUACUGGAACAAAAUAUUCGAGAAAAUUGGGAAACGAUAACAAGAAACGAAGGCUCUGUUAAAGCUGAAAUUUUGGAUUGGAAUGAUCCUUGUGAUAAACCUCUUUCAUUCGACGUUGUAAUAAUGGUCGAUAUAAUUUACUACUUAAGGGCAUUAGAAGGACUUGUUAGAAUAAUAUUGCAAUUGGAAGCGACAAUGAUUUUUUGUUGCUACGAAGUGCGCGAUAUUGGAGAACCGAAAAUUGCUCAAGCAAAAUUUUUUGAAAUGAUAUCUCCUUUUUUCAACAUUUGUCCUGUAGCAGAUAAGGAGUUAGAUGAGAUAUUGGACAGUCAAUCGUUGGAAAUAGCAAGCAUUAAAUUGGAAAACAAAAUCGUCGAUUAUCGUGUGGAAAGUGCUGACAUUUUGGGUGAAAAAAUAAUAAUCGAUGUGGGUAAACGAAAAGAAGGAGAUAAAUUCAAUCUCACCAUCAUUUACAACACAGGCGAAAGAUGCUCGGCGUUGCAAUUUUUAAAAGCCGAACAAACAGUAACGAAAAAAAAACCCUAUUUAUUCAGCCAAUGUCAGCAUAUACAUGCUCGUUCAAUAGUACCAUGUAUGGAUACACCUUCCGUAAAACAAAGUUACGAUGCCGUAGUAGCUGUUCCCAGUGAUUUGGUAUGCCUUAUGAGCGCAGUUACUAUAGGUGAUCCGGAAGAAGUUGGAAAGUUAAAAAAAUAUUCAUUCAAGCAAUCAAUACGAAUACCUUCUUAUCUUUUGGCCAUUGUUGUUGGAUUAAUGGAGAAACGAGAUUUGAGCUCACGCUGUGCCGUUUGGGCUGAACCGACUGUAAUUGAUAAAGCAUUUUAUGAAUUUGCUGAAACGGAACGAAUGCUAAAAGCUGCUGAAAGUUUAUUCGGAAAAUAUGAAUGGGGAAGGUAUGACUUGGUUGUGCUUCCGUCGUCAUUUCCAUUUGGUGGUAUGGAAAAUCCAUGUUUAACAUUUGUAACUCCGACAUUAUUAGCUGGUGAUCGGUCGGCAGUUCAUGUGAUAGCGCAUGAAAUUUCACACAGCUGGACGGGAAAUUUAGUUAGCAGUGCUAAUUGGGAACAUUUUUGGCUAAAUGAAGGUUUCACCACAUUCCUGGAACGUAAAAUAAUAGGAAAACUUGAAGGAGAAAAACAACGACAGUUCGAGGCUCAAUGCGGUUGGGAAGAACGUUUGAUGAGUGCCGUUAAAGAGCAGUUUUCGGAUGAUGAUCAAUUUACGAAAUUGAUACCAAAUUUGCAAAACAGACAUCCUGAGGAUGCAUAUUCAUCGAUCCCAUACGAAAAGGGAUCAGCUUUUCUCAUGAUUCUUGAACAAGAACUUGGUGUAAGUCAAUUCAAUGAAUUCUUGAAGAAGUAUAUUGAGAAAUUUGCUCAGAAAUCAAUAGUAACUGACGAUUGGAAAACCUUUUUGUAUGAAUAUUUCUCAGAUAAGAAAAAUGUGCUUGAUAGUAUUGAUUGGAAUAAUUGGUUACAUGAUGCAGGAAUCCCCAAAACAAAACCGCAAUUUGAUGAUACAGCUAUACGUGAGGUUGUUGCAUUGGCAGAAGAAUGGAUGAAUAUGAGUGAUUCUGAAAUAAUGAAUAUUGAUAAUUCGAAAUACCUCUCUCUUUCUACACUGCAGAAGGAGAAAGUGUUGAGCCAUUUACGAUUGACAAAAAAGCCACUUUCACAUGCGAAAUUGGCACGUCUGGAUGAGGUAAAUCAACUCUCAAAAACUGGGAACUGUGAUAUUUUAUCAAGUUGGAUUCAGUUAUGUUUGAAAAAUUAUUGGGAAGACAUUAUACCGCUUGCUUUCGAUUUUGUCACGCAACAAGGUCGGAUCAAAUAUGUACAACCAAUUUAUAGGGAUCUUUUCCUUUGGUCAGAAAGUGCUGGUCGUGCAAUUGAGUUGUUCAAAAAAAAUGCUCCUUCGAUGCAUCCAAUUACAGUAUCGGUUGUGGCAAAGUUGAUCCCAAAAUAA